AACCGGCCAUUGGUCAGAAGUUUAAAGGCAUCCAAACUUGUUCUUUCAAACAAAUCCCUUGAUUCUGGCACUUUCAUAUCAAACAGUCCCUAAGACAAAAAGGAAGAUCUCUUCACAUUUGGUUUUGCAGCAUCCAUUGCAUAAUGUCCUUUCGAGUAACAACCUCAAAGCCACCUCUUCUGUAAUUCAAACUUGAAGCAUCAGGUAUGCAGAUGUGCAAAUGCCUGUACUGGGUCAUAGUUCCAGAGGGCUUUGUUGGCCGCAUCAUCUUUGCAAUGGUAGGAAACGAUUUAGGCCACAUGCUUGUUGAUGAGGUUCAAGUUCGCACUUGUCCUAUGCCGAGGUUUCUUCUCAAGGGCAGCAUGGAUCUGAGCCAAUGGUUUCAUCUUGUCCAGUCAUCGCAAUAUCCAGUUACCAAUACUUCUCCCAACUUCCAAAUCUCUCUGCUGUAUGUUCUUGUGAACCUUGACUGCUACAUCAAAUACAGCAUGUGUUCUGCUGGCAAAGAGUAAAAAUAAACCAAUCAAAAUAAAAGUAACUCACAACU
Molecule: messenger RNA, 547 nt
Organism: Rubroshorea leprosula
Lineage: Eukaryota; Viridiplantae; Streptophyta; Magnoliopsida; Malvales; Dipterocarpaceae
Source: the annotation of a GenBank genome assembly